This is a messenger RNA of Monoraphidium neglectum, 167 nucleotides long. RefSeq lists its product as hypothetical. The record is from RefSeq and is a predicted model, not a curated record. Lineage: Eukaryota; Viridiplantae; Chlorophyta; Chlorophyceae; Sphaeropleales; Selenastraceae. The transcript has a single exon. The annotation marks the transcript as partial.
CCGCCGUCGCGGCGCUGUGCCCGUCCCCCCUCCGCGCGCGCCUGGUGGCGGCCCCCGGCCCCGGCUCGUCCUGCCCCCCCUCCCUCAGCGACGUGACAGAGGCUGCGGCCGCCCUGGGGGCGCGGCUGGCGGGGACCGUGGGGCAGGCCUGGGCAGUGGCUCUGCAG